Rhopalosiphum maidis (corn leaf aphid) is the source of this 708-nucleotide messenger RNA. RefSeq lists its product as uncharacterized. Gene Ontology annotation, molecular function: protein binding. NCBI's taxonomy places the organism in Eukaryota, Metazoa, Arthropoda, Insecta, Hemiptera, Aphididae. The record is from RefSeq and is a predicted model, not a curated record. Bases 1 to 708 code for a protein of 235 amino acids. The transcript is spliced from 4 exons.
AUGGCAAUUAUUUGUGUGAAUAAUCAUAGGAAUAUUUAUUUUCCUGAUUCAUUAUUUGAAAUAGCAGGAAACGCCGUUAACAAACUAAAAGAACCGAUUAGUUGGUCGUGGUCGGUAUCAAAUGUCACGGAUUGGGUACAGUAUGGGUUAAAAUUGCCUCAAUACGUAAUAAUUUUCAAGAAGAACAAAAUUGAUGGUAAAAAAUUGAUUUUCAUUAACUGUCAAACGCUACCUUCUAUGCAUAUUACAGACUUUGAUCAUAUCAAGUAUAUCGCAAAAAACGUGAGACACCUGUACGGCUUGUCUCCGGACACCGAGUACCACAACGGGAUCAAUGGCCGGCGGUCCGUGUACCACGCGUACGGCCGUUAUUACAUGCACUUGGCCGCCCUCCGUGCGGCCGGCGGUCGGCUGUCGGCCACGCGCGGCCGUGGAGGGCAGGAAACGCCAACGCUGUUCGGUUACAUGCAAUCGAUCGGCAUUGUGACAAAUGCGCGGCGUCGCGAUGACGGUCCGCGGACGUCCGGUUGUCGGUCGGACGACGGGCCGCAUCCGCCGAAACACAAAACGCUGCUGGCUCGAUUGCCGGCCACCGAGUACCUGCGCGGCGGACAGUGCGCACAUGCCGAUCUCGCUGUAGUACGAUUGCGCCCAACGCUGCAGCAGACGUGCGUAAUGGAACGGCCGCGGCCGGCUUCGAAGCGCUGA